Molecule: messenger RNA, 2129 nt
Organism: Drosophila melanogaster (fruit fly)
Lineage: Eukaryota; Metazoa; Arthropoda; Insecta; Diptera; Drosophilidae
Exons: 3
Coding region: 190-858 (222 amino acids)
Biological process (GO): cholesterol homeostasis
Cellular component (GO): endoplasmic reticulum membrane; membrane
Molecular function (GO): acyltransferase activity, transferring groups other than amino-acyl groups; cholesterol O-acyltransferase activity; sterol O-acyltransferase activity
Source: RefSeq, marked reviewed
UAAGUCAGCAAAGCGCCGUUAUCGUCGCGGAUUUGAAAACAACACAGCCGCACCAGCGACGCGUACAUUGUGCGAACUGACGUCCCCGGGGGCAGUCGCUGCUGUAAAAUCCACCAGUUGGAUAGGAUUGACAUUAACACCAAAGGAACAGUUUCACUAGCAGAAGCGCACAUAAUUUGAGAACCAGACAUGGCCGCUGAAAGGCAGGAGAAACGAGGCGAGGAGGAGACGCAGCCCAGGUUGCCCGACCUCGGCUUUGUGCGCGACAAGCUUCAGAAGUUCCAGUCCAAGAUGCUGACCGACUUCGAGCAGCGGCUGUCCUGCAUGGUAGAGGAUGUGCUGCAGGAUCUGCGACAGCGCGAGUUGCGUGCCCACGAGUUCCCCAACUUCGAGAGAUCCGAUCGGAAGAGCACCUGGCACAAUCGCGUGACCAGUCAAGCGCCAGCAGACGUCAGCGACUCCACAAAUGGCCAUGCAAAUGGCACGCAUCCAAGGCCACCGAUCCAAAGCGAAACAUCCGCUCGUAAGCAGCGACGACAACUGCCCGAAAAAGUGUUCGUUGCCCGGGAAUCGUACCUCACCGCUCUGCUGCAGGUGGAGCACAUGCGCACCAUCUACCACAUCUUUUAUAUUAUUCUGGUCAUGUUCCUGCUGAACGUGAUCUGCUACGAUUACUUUGUUGAUGGCCGCUUCGAUCUGGGACUUGGCACCUUCCGCGGCGGACUGCGCCGCCUCCACUGGGUGAUGGGCGUUUGGCUGCUGGAGCAUGUCUUCGUCCUGGCGCUCUAUUUCGCCUUCCGCGGAUGGGCCUUGGUCAGGCACAAACUGAAACCGCACAGUAGAGUUAAAAGCUCAUAACAUAGCCUUUUGUUGAGGCACUUGACCAGCAAAUUGUGACGACAUCGCCUUUAACAAAGGAAAUUCACUUACCAGUUACUCAUCUCGGUUGAAUUGUACAACGUUUACUUGCGCGUUUGCUCUGAUUGUUAAAAAAAAGCAUUUCCCAUAAAAGUUCUCUCCAGCGCUUUUGGUCGCACAGCUGUCUCAUCCUGUACAUCAGCUCCCAGCUGGUCUUCUGUUUCGUGUCGACUUCGCUGUGCCUCAAGUUCAACCUGCCCUUUGUGAGUGCGUGUAUCCUGUUGCUCGAGAGCACGCGACUGCUGAUGAAGAUGCACGCCUUUGUGAGGUACAAUGCUGAGCGCGUUCUGAAUGGCAAGGCCAAGAAGGAAGAUGCGGAGGAGGAGAAAGAAGGCAGUGAGCGACCCUUUGUGCCGCCGCUGAGCUGUUACACGUACUUUUUGUUUGCACCCACGCUUAUCUACCGAGACAGCUACCCGCGCACCUCCCACAUCCGCUGGAAGUUUGCCCUGAAUCGACUGUUGGAGGUGGUGGCCAUAGCCUUCCUGUACGCGUUCAUCCAUGAGCGGCACAUCCACGAGCACUUCGGACAGUACGGACUGGAACCAAUGGGACCCUCCCAGCUGAUCCUCAAGCUGUUCGGCAUGAUGCUGCCCAGCGCGGUGAUCUUUCUGUGCGGCUUCUACCUAAUCCUGCACUCGUGGCUGAACUUCACGUCGGAGCUGCUACGCUUCGGUGAUCGAAUGUUCUACAAGGACUGGUGGACGUCGCACACUUACGAUGGCUACUACAGAAACUGGAAUGUCGUCGUGCACGACUGGCUGUACGAGUACGUGUACAAGGAUAUGUACACUCAUGUGUUCCGAGGUUCCAAGGUGGCCGCCUCGCUGGCAGUGUUCAUGAUCUCCGCUGUGGUCCAUGAGCAGGUUCUCGGCUUUGCCCUGCAAAUGUUCUUCCCAGUGAUGUUCUUCUUCUUUGGGGUCGUGGGUGUUGCCUUGGUAUUCCUAAUGCGGAGUGCUCCAAAAGUGAUGGGCAACAUCUUUCUGUGGUUCUCUCUGAUCCUGGGAAAUGCCACGCUGAUCUCACUAUACGCCAUGGAGCAUUACGCCCUAAAGAACUGCAACCUAAGCAACGAGAGUUGGACGUAUCGCCUGCUGCCGGCGGUAUGGCGCUGCUACAAUUAGUCAAUUAGUUAAACACUACUUUUAAACUGUCUGUACACAGGGCGUACGCUUCGAUUUGUAUUUUAGGUAAAUAAACUUAAUGAAAUU